CUUCUUUAGAAAGUGUGUACUUCUCUUCCUAGGAAGAUGCACCUACCCAAACUGGACCAUUUUCACAAUCACAAAAUCUCUAGUUUCGAGAACGACUUAACAAUUAAAUUUACUGGUAUUUUAUAAUUCCUAACUCCUUUUUUUGUUUCAAUGUAUUAUUAUUAGCUUCAAGACAAAUCACCUACAGCUAAAUCCUUCUUUUGUUGAAUUCGUUUAGGAAGCUAGUCAACAGUAAGAACGGGAAAACACAUGUCUGUUCACUUUCUUGGUACUUUGUAAUCUUUAUUUUUGGACUCUUUUUUUAUUAUAAUAACUAAUUGUUACAACAUUUAAUCUCAUCUGGUAGUAGGGAUUCUCUUUUUCUCUUCUCAAGGAAACUAACUUCCCCAUAUGCCCUUCAUAGCUUGUACUUGGUCGGACGGAGACCCUCGAACCUUGCCUAGUAAUUCCAGUAGGACCCGUUAUACUCCCUCGAUUAGGCCUCUCGCUCAUGAUCAUCCAAGACAUCUUGCAUUCCGAAAAACAUGUGGAAACUUCCUAGCUCAACAUAUUUUCGGAGGUUCUGGCUCAACCCAGAAAGUACUUCAUGAUCUUCACCAACAAUCGACUCGUGCUCCUAAACUACUUCCCAGCACACUGCCCAAUACUUCGUUUACUGUUAUUAACCCUAUAUCUACUUCAUCUCAACUAAAUACGAAACCAAUGGUUUCUUCUCAUCGGUCAAGGCCGCCUUCCAGAACAGUGUCGACUGAUGAGCCCAAGGAAAAUGCUCCCUCCAGAUACACUUCCCGCUUAAUGACGAUCGAAAGUUUUGAGAAUUAUGUAUUGGAGGCCUUGCCAAAACAUUAUGAAAUAUAUCUACGUGAUGGUUCUGGAUCUAAGCGUGGUGAGUAUUGGGUGUAUGGACAUCCUGGUGGUCGCCCUUUUCGAUCCGUAAGCGACUUCCAGUAUCACCUCUACUGGUUAGUUUCUGAUUUAUCAAGGAAUGCAACGAAUUGUUGUUGCUCACUAUGUGCCAAUGGUUCGAUCAAACUACGAAGAAAUAUUCAAAAGGAAUUGGAAAGGAAUUUUCAUGAGUGUAAAGAUGAUACAUUUACUUGGCCAUCUUCAUUUAGACUCGGGGAAGUGGUAUGGAUUGAUAUAAAUUUUGAAAUUAUUCCUGCAAUUAUUGUCGCUAGGAAUUUGAUUAAUCAUAAUAAUAAUAAUAACAAUGAUUCUUCAAAUCCGCUUUUGGAUGCCUACAUCGAGCCGUAUCAGUAUCACUGCAAGGAACUAGGAAAUUCGAGAUUUUUCUUCGACAUGGCUGCUGCCGAUAUUGAACCAUGGGUACAAAGAUCCGCAGAUUUGAGUCACCCAGGCCACAGACUUGCUAAUGACAUCGCUCACACUUGGUGUCUUUAUGGAAAAUUUCAACCUAUAGAAAGCAACAAUGUUGAACAUCUUGUCUUUAAAGAUGAAAAUCAUUCUAUUCCAAUGACCGUCCUUCCUAUAAUCGAAGAUGGACAGGAGAAUUUAAACGAUCACUUUCUGGGUGUUUUCUAUGGAGCUGAAAAAUUGUGGGUUAAUGACCUUUGCAUUUUGCAUAACGCUUCUCUUCCCUCUCAAUUUACAGGUACCUGUUUUAUGUCUAUCUCCGACAUUUUUGUAAAUAUUGAUGAUACCGUCUGUAUUCAAGGAUCAUUCUGGAAACAGAAAGAUGCCACAGCCCAAACAUUUCAUCAAUUUCGUGAUCGUAAUAAGUUGUCUCGUCGCAUACAGAUGGCAGAAGACAUAACACGAACUGAAUAUACCCUUAUGCAUAGUGAUUCUUCAGAAUUUGUAUGCCAGCUUGCAGAUAUAGCAGGCAGGUGGUAUGAACCUUGGUCAUUAAAAGGAAAAUAUCAUUUUUCAACAGAUCAGAAAAGACGGGUGUCAUCGAGACUGGAUGCAGUGGGAAAUGAGAAUUGGGUUGAUGAUGAUUUUUACGAGCUUUUACUUUCAGAAAUUGAUCUAGUUUCACCUGUUGUUAUGUGAGUUUUUUUUUCCGCUGUAUAUUUCCUUUUUCUCGUCCUUUCUUUACCCUGUUUAUACAAGAUACACCACACCGUAUAUGUUUACUUUUUGGAAGUCAUUUUCUUUUCGUUUUUUGUUUUUUUAGGGAUGGUCUAAAUAAAGACAUAUGAAGGUUUUAUAUAGAUUUGUAUCAAAAGUGUAUAUCUUUUACUAUCGUUCAAAAUAAAGAUUAUGGGGAAUAAAUGACGACUGGUUUUAGGUAAGCAUGUCCGAGUCAAGAGAGUCAGAUUUAAAGUACUGAAACAACAUUAAAUUCUUCUUUCAUUUCUUCCACGGGGGCCACCGAACUUAAUGGCAGAUUUGUCCAUGAUUUUGACAAUUUUAUCUCGAAUUAUUGAACCUUCCUGGCCUAGUAAACAAUUCUGAACAGCCUCACGAGCUUGACUAAAUCCUCGAAAAACAACAUAUAAGUUCUCAAUACUUAGAUUUUUCAGACGAAUUUGCUCGAGGACCCUUGAGGUUACAGUAUAAGCAGUAUCAUAUCCGCGUCUCUUUCCUUUUCGAAAUCCGCACGAUCCAGCAGAUGCUUUGAAGAUAAUUUUUUUAUCGGGGUUGCACAGGGUGACAUGAGUGUUAUUCUUUAAACAUUUGGCAUGCAAAUAGUAAGGUCUAGGAAGAAAUUCGGAACCUGCCACAUAUGCAGGUUCCUUGUUCUUCAGCACAGGUUUUUCUGGAUUAGAUAAAACUGACUUCUGUAAUACCUCAGUUAAAUUGAUUUUACCGUCGUUCCUGAGAUGAGAAUGGGUACCAAAACGACGCAGCCCAAGGCGCGUCAAUCCCAACAUUUUUCACUAGAUAUAUAUUUAUAAACCUUUACAGCUCAAUAAUUGAUGUGUUAAUUCUCUGGCUGUACCAAAUUUAUAAAUUUUCCUUUGUUUCACAGUUUUGUGUUUUCUUACUAAAUUCAAA
This is a messenger RNA of Schizosaccharomyces octosporus yFS286, 2961 nucleotides long. RefSeq names its product chromatin silencing protein Clr2. The record is from RefSeq and is a predicted model, not a curated record. Lineage: Eukaryota; Fungi; Ascomycota; Schizosaccharomycetes; Schizosaccharomycetales; Schizosaccharomycetaceae. The transcript has a single exon. Gene Ontology annotation, cellular component: SHREC complex; rDNA heterochromatin. Gene Ontology annotation, biological process: silent mating-type cassette heterochromatin formation. The coding region runs from base 391 to 2013 and encodes 540 amino acids.